Molecule: messenger RNA, 722 nt
Organism: Lecanosticta acicola
Lineage: Eukaryota; Fungi; Ascomycota; Dothideomycetes; Mycosphaerellales; Mycosphaerellaceae
Source: the annotation of a GenBank genome assembly
AUGGCAUCGACGAGCACAAGCACAAGCACAAGCCCCGCGGCCCUGGCGACCCCUUCCUCUUCCCCUUCCAUGCAAUCCCUCGACGCCCAGGUCCUCAAUAGCACAAACUACUACCGGAGAAAUUUCCUCGCCUCGCCUCUCACGUGGAACGACACCCUGGCUAGCUACGCCACGAAGUGGGCCAAAGGGUGUAUAUGGAAACAUUCGGGCGGGCCCUACGGGGAGAAUCUGUUAGACUCGCUCCCCCCUCCCUCCCUCCCUCAAAACAUCACACACACACACUACCUUACCCGCUCUAUCUCUCUCUCUCUCUAACUCCUCCCAUUCUCAGCGCCGAAGGUUUCCCCUCCACGACCCUCGCCGUCGACGCCUGGGCCAACGAGGAAGCCAUCUACAACUACGCGAAGCAGAAAUUCUCCGAAACCACGGGGCAUUUCACGCAGCUAGUCUGGCAGGAAACGACGUCCGUCGGCUGCGGCCUCAUCCAGUGCGAUAACUCAGGCGCGCAGGGGGGCAUCAAGGGUGCGUAUCUCGUCUGCGAGUAUAGUCCGCGCGGCAACAUCGUGGGCGAGUAUGUGGGGAACGUGAAGAAGCCGGGGAUGGGAGCGCACGGGGAGUUGGGGUUUGGGUCGGGGGCUGCGGGGGCGGGGAGGAAGGGGGGAGUGAAGAGUUCGAUGGCCGCGCUGGUCGUGGCUUGGUUGUUUGUCGUGGGGGUUUAUUAG